AUAUUGCAACUACCCUUGCUUAUCGCCUGACUUCAUUUCAUUUCAUUCGAGGAAAGAGGAACACGUGCAUCUCAACGGUUUUUUGCUCCUGCGUUUUAUUCUCAUUUCACGAAUAUUACGAAAACUGCAGAAUUAAAAUGGCGAAUCAGUCAUCAGUGAAGCUGACAGUGACGGACGCGAUGAGGUAUUUAACUUCAUCUCAAAGGGGACCGGUCACUGUGAAUGUUAAUAUGUGCCCUGAACAUUGCCAAAGCAGUUUGAACCAUGCGGCUCCAGUUCCUCAAAAUUCUUACUCUUAUGCUCCAUCUUAUUCAUACGCUCCAGCUUAUCCGUACCUUCCUUCCUAUGCAUCUCUGCCAACUGUACUUCCAGCUACGAUUCAAACCCUAUUUAAUGCUCCUUCCCAAGCAUCAUACGCUAAUCCUCUUCCAAGCACUUCCGCUACCGCCAGUUCAAGUUCAUCUGCUGAUUCUCAACAAGCUCCAAUUGUUGUUCCGGUUACAAUGGUGAUUAAUACUCCUCAACCUUCAAACUGUUGUGGCUCAUCAUGCAGUCACACAAGAUGCCAAUGCUAUGAAAAGAAUAAAUGUUCAUGCUGUGGUGUUAGUCGACGUAAAAGAUGGUAUAGAAGAAGAAAUUAUUAUCGUUCUCGCUAUUAUGGGAGUUACUACUAGAUGGUAGGGAGCAACGACGACACUACCUUCACCAAAGUUAGCUUUAAGUUUCGUCAUAAUCUGUGCAGCGUACUUUGUAACUUUCCUGCACUAUUUUUUCUUUAUUUUACUAAUUUUUCACUUUUAUAUUUCUUUUCACAAUCCUAAGCAUUGUUUACUUAUAAGUUGGUUUUUGUAUUAAUAUUUUGAAUUUUUAUUUUCUUUAACAUUAAGACACCUUCUCACCAUGAAGUACAAAAAAAUUAUAUAAUUUACAUAAAAAUCUAGUAUUCUCUAAGAAUCGAAAUUUUGUAAAACAAAAAAUAAAAUGCCAACUUUAAAAAAUUA
Messenger RNA from Leptopilina heterotoma, 1001 nucleotides. RefSeq lists its product as uncharacterized. NCBI's taxonomy places the organism in Eukaryota, Metazoa, Arthropoda, Insecta, Hymenoptera, Figitidae. The transcript has 4 exons. The record is from RefSeq and is a predicted model, not a curated record. Bases 138 to 674 code for a protein of 178 amino acids.